GGUUCCUGAUCUGUUGUCUACAGCAAUAUCUACAGGGUAUUCGGAUAAGAAAGUGGAGGUUCAUCCCUUGGACUGAAAGCUGCUGUGAAAGGGACGAGCAGGCAAUCACCCAUUUCUAGGGUUGAGCAGUUUCGUGGUCAGGAUGCCGGCUGUCGACAGCCUCAGCUCUGAUCUCGCUGCUAAGGCUCAUUUGAAAGCAGUGAAUCGUGACUAUGUCCUGGAGCCUCGUCUGGACUACCGCACAGUCGGAGGUGUCAGCGGUCCCCUUGUGAUUGUCGAGUGUGUGAAGAAGCCCAAAUACGCCGAGAUCGUCAAUCUCAAGCUCGGCGAUGGCACAUCUCGGCGUGGCCAGGUCCUUGAAGUGGAUGGCAGCAAGGCAGUUGUGCAGGUGUUUGAGGGAACCUCAGGCAUUGACAACAGGGGAACAUCCCUCGAGUUCACUGGCGAGGUGUUGAGGACGCCCGUGUCCAGAGAUAUGCUUGGGAGAGUGUUCAAUGGAUCCGGCAAGCCGAUCGAUGGCGGGCCCACUGUGCUGGCAGAGACUUACCUGGACAUCAAUGGAGCAUCAAUCAAUCCUGCUGAGCGCACAUAUCCAGAGGAGAUGAUCCAAACAGGCAUUUCUACAAUUGAUACCAUGAACUCAAUUGCUCGUGGACAGAAGAUUCCUCUUUUUUCUGCCGCUGGCCUGCCGCACAACGACAUUGCAGCUCAGAUCUGCAGACAGGCUGGCCUUGUCAAGCACAAGGAGGAUGAAGGAAAUCUGCUGGAGGCUGACAAGGAAGAUGAGGAGUUUGCUAUCGUCUUUGCGGCUAUGGGUGUCAACAUGGAGACAGCCCAUUUCUUCAAGCAGGACUUUGAGGAAAAUGGCUCCAUGGACAAGACUGUCCUCUUCCUCAACCUGGCAAAUGACCCCACCAUCGAGCGCAUCAUCACGCCACGCAUUGCGCUGACGACCGCAGAGUAUCUGGCGUACGAGUGCGGCAAGCACGUGCUCGUCAUCCUCACGGACAUGAGCUCAUACGCUGAUGCUCUGCGCGAGGUGUCAGCUGCGCGUGAGGAGGUGCCAGGCCGUCGUGGCUACCCAGGUUACAUGUACACUGACUUGGCCACGAUCUAUGAGCGCGCUGGAAGGAUUGAGGGGCGCAAGGGCUCCAUCACUCAGCUGCCCAUCCUGACCAUGCCCAACGAUGACAUCACUCACCCAAUCCCCGACCUGACGGGCUACAUCACAGAGGGGCAGGUGUAUGUGGACAGGCAGCUGCACAACCGGCAGGUGUAUCCGCCCAUCAAUGUGCUGCCAUCCCUCUCCCGCCUCAUGAAAUCUGCUAUUGGUGAGGGCAUGACAAGGAAGGACCACUCUGAAGUGUCCAAUCAGCUGUAUGCCAACUACGCCAUUGGCAAGGAUGUUGUUGCCAUGAAGGCAGUGGUGGGUGAGGAGGCUCUCUCAUCUGAGGAUCUGCUCUACCUUGAGUUCCUCGAGAAGUUUGAGGCCAAGUUUGUCAACCAGGGAGCAUAUGAGUCUCGGUCCAUCUUUGAAUCCCUUGACAUCGCCUGGGGCUUACUACGGAUCUUCCCCAGAGAGCUGCUUCGGCGCAUCACUGCAAAGACCCUGGAUGUGCACUACGACAAGGAGACUGCACAGGAUUAGGCAGCAUCUUGGACUUGAACAUUGGAGGGUUAACCUUUGGAGCUGCGCUAAAAGGCCUUUUGAUGGCUGUUGCCAGGAUGAAGUGGGAUGCAGCAGGCUAUUGAGACCGAAUAUGAAUUUAACUCUUUACAAAUUUGUACGUUUGUACAGGGGUGUUCUUAUCAUCAUCAUGAAUUGCUUGUUCUAUUGCGUCCCAGUGGACGUUAAUCCUGAUUGUGCCGAGCACGCUCAUUAUGUCGGAUAUAUUCAGCUUCUGGAUUAUGUAUUGAUGUAAGGAAGCUGUCAUGAUAUC
Messenger RNA from Coccomyxa subellipsoidea C-169, 1940 nucleotides. RefSeq names its product vacuolar ATP synthase subunit B. The transcript has 10 exons. Gene Ontology annotation, molecular function: proton-transporting ATPase activity, rotational mechanism; ATP binding. Gene Ontology annotation, cellular component: proton-transporting V-type ATPase, V1 domain. The coding region runs from base 143 to 1648 and encodes 501 amino acids. Gene Ontology annotation, biological process: ATP metabolic process; proton transmembrane transport. Lineage: Eukaryota; Viridiplantae; Chlorophyta; Trebouxiophyceae; Coccomyxaceae. The record is from RefSeq and is a predicted model, not a curated record.